AUAUCCAUAACUUCUGAUGAUCAGUUACUGCUAACAUCUGCAGAAGAUGGAUGUAUAAUUAUCUGGAAAGUAUAUGACAAAGAGGGACGAGGAUUGAAAAGGGAGAGAGAUAUACCAUAUUCCGAUGAAGUGUUGAUUACUAGAACAGACAUGGAAGAGAAGACUCAGGUCAUGCUAGAACUAAAAACACGGGUAGAAGAACUAAAGAUGGAAAAUGAAUAUCAACUUCGUCUCAAGGACAUGAAUUAUAAUGAAAAAAUAAAGGAAUUAACUGAUAAAUUCAUCCAGGAAAUGGAAUCAUUAAAAACUAAAAACCAGGUUCUAAAAACAGAGAAAGAAAAACAGGAAAUACAGCAUCAGGAGCAACUAUCAGAAUUAAUGGAGAAACAAUCAAGAGAGGUGCAAGACUUAGAAUCUGGCAAUAACCAAAAGCUGCUGCUGGAAUAUGAAAAGUACCAGGAACUGCAAAUGAAAUCCCAAAGAAUGCAGGAAGAGUAUGAGAAGCAACUUCACGAAAUGGAAGAGAACAAGAGCCAAGCACUUGAAGAACUGACAGAAUAUUAUGAGGCAAAGCUACUUGAGAAAACAACUUUACUGGAAGAGGCUCAAGAUGAUGCUAGACAGCAGCUUAGGGAAUUUGAGGAAACUAAAAAACAGAUUGAAGAAGACGAAGAUAGAGAAAUUCAGGAUAUAAAAAUCAAAUAUGAGAGGCGGCUUCGAGAGGAAAGAGAAUCCAAUCUGCGAUUAAAGGGGGAAACAGGAAUCAUGAGAAAGAAGUUUAACAGUCUCCAGAAAGAGAUUGAAGAACGAUGUAGUGACAUUGAAGCAAUGAAGGUGGAGCAGCAAAAGCUUCAAGGGGUUAUUAAGGCUUUAGAAAAGGACAUUCUAGGGCUGAAGAGAGAAAUUCAAGAGAGAGAUGAGACCAUCCAAGAUAAGGAAAAGCGAAUUUAUGAUCUGAAAAAGAAAAAUCAGGAACUGGAGAAAUUCAAAUUUGUAUUAGAUUACAAAAUUAAGGAGUUGAAGAAACAAAUAGAGCCACGUGAGAAUGAUAUCAAAACCAUGAAAGAACAGAUCCAGGAGAUGGAGGGAGAGCUGGAACAUUUCCAUAAGCAGAACACACAGUUGGAACUUAACAUAGCUGAACUGCGCCUAAAGCUGAGAGCCACAGAUCGCGAAAUGCACAAAGAAAUGCAGAAAGAGCGAGAUAUGGAAGCACUUGUCAAGCGAUUUAAAACAGAUCUUCACAACUGUGUAGGCCUCAUCCAGGAGCCUAAGAAACUCAAGGAGUGCAUCAGGGAUAUCUAUGAGAAGUACGUACAGAAGGCAGAUAGGGUAGAAAUUGUUGGGGUUGAUACAGACUUGCAUCAAGAGUAUACAAGGCAGCGAGAGCAUCUUGAGCGCAAUCUAGCAACACUAAAGAAGAAAGUGGUAAAAGAAGGCGAGAUCCACCGUGCAGAUUAUGUACGCAUUAUGCAGGAAAAUGUAAGUCUUAUUAAGGAAAUCAAUGAGUUGCGAAGAGAACUGAAGGUCACCCGCACACAAGUCCAUGACCUCCAGUCAACCCUGAGCCUGCUUAGGAAACACAAGAAGCCAGGAGCACAACCCACAGGUCCCUCCCCAGAUCGGCAGCAAAGUCCAGGCAUUCUGCGUUUGAACCUUGAGGAGGAAACUGAGAGAAUUAUUGAAAUGCAGCGACUGGAAAUCAAGCACCUUCGAGACCAAAUGCAGGGGCAGGAAAAAGCCCUCACCCUCCGGCCUUUGUCAAGUGGAAAACUCCCCAUGCUGGAAAUGGACAGAAUUAGUGACAUACAGUCACAUUGACCUGACCAGAAAGAACUCCACGUUGCAGCUCUCUGCAUUUCUCAACAUUCCACAAAUGCAGCUCUGCAUUUCUAAUCUUAUCCAACUGUUAUUGGAGGAUGGUGGGGGUUUUUUUGUUUUGUUUUUUAGCAUGUCUAGUUUUGGAUUGAGACAGAAUGUUAAAGAAACAAUAAACA
This is a messenger RNA of Python bivittatus (Burmese python), 1997 nucleotides long. The record is from RefSeq and is a predicted model, not a curated record. Lineage: Eukaryota; Metazoa; Chordata; Lepidosauria; Squamata; Pythonidae.